This is a messenger RNA of Plutella xylostella (diamondback moth), 2886 nucleotides long. NCBI's taxonomy places the organism in Eukaryota, Metazoa, Arthropoda, Insecta, Lepidoptera, Plutellidae. The record is from RefSeq and is a predicted model, not a curated record.
GCACUAUCUCACUCGCACACGUCAAUCAGCUGUCAAACCAACAUGGCUACGUUAACUCGUUCUUCGGCAAAAUUAUUAAAGAAAGUACAAAUUUCACCGAUUUCAACAAGAAAUUUGAGUAAUGUGAAGUUCCAAUAUCAAUACAAGAAUGUGUUAACAACUUGUGCUUGUGUUUUCGGAGGUGGAGUGCUGUAUUAUGCUGCAAAUAGAUAUGGGAAAGAAAACACCGUCUUCGCCCUUAAAACAAAGACGGACGAGCUGGCCAAGUCGGUGAAGCUGACGUCCCGGGAGCGCCGCUUCAUCAAGUUCUCGAGCGUGGAGUACGGCGGCCAGCUGUACAUGACGCCGCAGGACUUUCUGGAGUCCGUGGUGGAGCAGGAACCGAGACCUCGUCUGAAGCGGCGCGUGCUGUCCACCAAGGAGCUGGAGUACCUGCGCGACCACACGCCGCCGCUCCGGAAGGGCUCCUCCAAGCUGUUCCGCAACAUGAGGGACAUGGGAAUCAUAUCUUACACAGAGUACCUAUUUCUGCUCUCAAUCCUGACAAAGCCGGCGUCUGGUUUCCAGAUUGCCUUCAACAUGUUUGACACCGACGGCAACCAGAGAGUCGAUAAGAACGAAUUUCUAGUUAUCCAACGGUUAUUGGGCGGUUCGUUGAAGGAACGUAAAGAUUUGGACAAGAAGAGUAAAGAGGCUCUGCUUUCGUUAGUAUCAACCAGCGCAAUGAAGACUCGAUUGGGUGAAGCUCAAGCUAAAUUAGACGCUAAACCUUCCACAAUGGAGAAGAUCUUCAGCUUCGCGUGGAAGGGCAAGCGGGGGCUGGAGGCGGGCGAGGGGGGGGAGGGGCCGGGCGAGGGGGGGGAGGGGCCGCACGAGGCCUACGUCGACGAUGAGCAGGGGCUGCAGCGGCGGCAUCAUGUUGAUACUAUGCUGCAGGUGCACUUCUUCGGCAAGAAGGGCAAGGACGAGCUGAAGUUCGAGGGGUUCAAACAGUUCAUGGAGAACCUGCAGACCGAAGUGCUGGAGCUCGAGUUUCAGGAGUUCGCUAAAGGCCACGAGACCAUCUCCGAGGUGGACUUCGCGAAGAUCCUGCUCCGCUACACGUACCUGGACACGGACCAGUACGACAUGUACCUAGACCGGCUGCUGGAGCGCGUGCGUGACGGCCGCGGCAUCUCCUUCCACGAGUUCAAGACCUUCUGCCAGUUUUUGAAUAACCUGGAGGAUUUCACUAUUGCGAUGAGGAUGUAUACGCUCGCUGAUCAUCCGAUUUCUAAAGACGAGUUCCACCGAGCAGUGCUCAUCUGCACCGGCAUCUCCCAGUCGGAACACCUGGUGUCCACCGUGUUCGCCAUCUUCGACGCGGACGGCGACGCGCUGCUGAGCUACAAGGAGUUCAUCGCCAUCAUGAAGGACCGCCUGCACCGCGGGUUCAAGUCUUACGCCAAGAACGAAGGGUGGGAAGCUUUCAAAUCCUGUGUGAAGCAAGAAAUGAAGAGCUCAGUUUAAUAAUUUAACUAUUUACCUACUAUCCAAAUUUGAAGCAGUAGGUAUAAAAAUCUAGUAAUUUCAUACAAACAGGUACAUUUUGAGCAAGAAUUUUAUUGAGAUUGAUGGAGUGCAAGUUAUUUAUGCCAUUUACUACUGUAUCAAAGGUAUCUAUGUCACCUAUGUAUAUUAUCAUAUUAUGAAUUGAACCUAAAUACAGUGAUAUGCACUCUCUAGCUAAAAUUCUGCCCACUAGUUGCGCCACUAUAGCAGUACGUUGGUACGACUUAACUAGAUUUUUAUUAUAAUUAUACUUACUGCUUAAAAAAAUGUUUUGCUCACAUUCGAUUUUAAAAUAAUUCGAUGCCAUGUUUCAUUAUAAGAUCUUGCACUUACUAUCCAAAUAUUAUAAUCGUAUACUGUUAGGAUUUUAGCCAAUUUUCUAAAUUCUUCUAUUUAUAUAAGUUUACCUCCUACCUACCUAUGACAUUUUUUAAAAUUAAUUACUAGUAGGUGGCCCAGUCAUUAUUACAAAAUAAGAAAUCUUAUAAAGGUUGUUAAAUAGUGAGAUUUAAUUUAUGUCUAUAAUUUAAUAUUAGGUAAUAUAUUUAUUUGUGCCUAUAUAUAUGUUAGUUUUGGUGCUUUUUGUGUUUUAGUUAGGCAAAGAUUUUUUUAAACUUAGGUUGAUCUACCACUGACCUUCUCGUUAAAGAAGUAAGUAAUUAGAUAGAUAUUUUGUUCUUUGGACGGAACUCAUUAGUUUAAAGUUUGUUUGUGCAACUGGGUGUUAGUGUCCAAUAGAAAAACAAAACGGCCUACUUUGACAUCUUAUUAUAAAUUAUGGUUAAUAAUUAUUAAAAUUGUUUUACUUAAAAAGCUAGUCAUUUUCGAUAUUUUGUACAAAGCAGUGUUGUGUUGUGUUACUAAAUAGAAAUUAAUUUAAGUAAAAUAUUUUUGCCAGUGCCUACCUUUCUCUAAUAUGAAAAAUACGGGAAAUUUUGUCAUUGAUCUAGCCAAAAGUUUUUUUUUGUUUUUUUUUUAUCUAGCUAAAGGCCUUGUUUGAUACACCUUUUGUCUUGGUCACUGACAAAUUUCCAUCCUGUUUAAGAUAAGAUACAAACAGUAUUCAAUAUUCAUGUUUUCCUAAAUAAUAAUAAGUAUAAUUAUAUAUCUUUUCUAUACCCUGUAGAUUACAAACUGGCUUAGAAAAAUCUUGCUGAAAAAAAUAUAUGAGUAGUAUUUUUGUUUUAAUAGGUAAUUUAAUGUUAUUGAUCGUGUGUUUUUACUCUACUAGGAAGAAUUAUGUUUGUAACUAAAUGCUAAUAAUUGUGCUGAAGGAUUGUUUCAAUUUAAUAAACUUGUGUUUUUUUUCAAUAAACCAUAUUUUUUUUUACACUG